AUGCUCAAUCUUCUGUUCUCACAUCGUCUCUGCCAUCUCCCAGAUGAUGUGUCAGGGCUCAUUGAAGAAUGUGGGCGCAUAGUCAUGGACUGUAUUGGUAUAUGUGAAAAUGAAGAAAGGCAAUCUGAAGUAAGAAGUGCCCAUAAGUUGUUGCUCUCUUAUGAUCAAUGUGAUGAUAUGUUUGACACUUUCUCAAAAUUGCUGCAAAAUGCUGCUUUCCAUUGCCAUAAGAAGUUUGGCAUUGAUAUGUCAGAGAAGCAGAGUAAUUCCUCAUCAAAAAGGAAAAAAAAUCAGUCAUCGGUGAGAAACUUAGCUAAAAAGACAAGAGUCGGCCAGCAGAUGCCAUCCAGCUUUGAGGAUGGCUAUCUGGUUGCUGUAGGAGUAGCCUGGCAAAUAAGAGACUUGCUUGGAUGUGAGGACUCUCAGAAGGCUAUGUUGGCUUCUUCAUCUUGUGAACUGAUUCUUAAUACUCUAAAGGUUAUCACAACAGCCAGCAUUGUGGAGUGUGUGAAUGUUGAAUGCAUGAGCAUAUACCCUCUCUUGGCAUAUACAACCUUGGUGAUGCACAUGGCCGCAGCAGAUCCUAGCCUGAGUAGUUCACAGAACUCUCGCAACAGUACGUAUAGCACAUCAAACCCUUCAAGAGCAGUGAUAGAGGUUAUGGAUCAGUUGCUAAAGUGUGCGGAGAAGCUGCUUAGAGCUGGUGGCCCUGUUAAUCCUGCCUCUGGACAAAAGGAAAAGGAACCAGCAACAGAUGCUUCUCAACCAAGUGAUAGUGAAUCAACAGGAAAAAAGAUAUUCAGAAAGGUGAAGAUGCUAACUGCAAUUUUCAAGUUCAUAAGUGAUGCCAUAACCUUGAGAUUUUAUUCUGGCAAUUAUGGGAGAUGCUUACAUUGCGCAUCAGCAGCCGUUCGACAGAUCAUCUCAGAUUUAGCACAACUAUCUAGCCAGUCAUUGCAAUUGACAGAGGAUGACAUGAGAGAAAUGACCACGUGUCUGAAGAGCUCCUUCACUUACAUGGUAAAAUUGCUCAAUUUAGUCCUUACAGACACCAGCGAAGCUUCAAGGGUUCAGUUGGAAAUCUUUGAUCUAGCCAAUCAUUUGCUCGAUCUGAUAAUUAGUGUCGAGUUAUCAUUAGGGUAUGGUUGCGUCAUGCGUCUUAUUGCAGCAGCCAAACCAUGGCUGCCUGAUUUGGUUGUGGCCCUGGGAUCCACAUAUAUGCUGAACAAGAUCCAUGGAGAUGUUUCUUUAACCAUGUCCGAUAUUUCAACCCAUUUUCCAUCAUGGCCGUCAGUUAUAGCAAGGAUGGAGGUGGAUGAGCUCUCUGAAGAUUGUUCUGAAGUGGAGGAUGAGAGCAUCUCUCGAUCCGAGAAGUACCCAGCAUUUAAGAAGCUAUUGCAAACAGUACUCGUUCUGCUGAGAGCAAAUGUUAAUCUACUCGAUGCAGUUGGAAUGAUCUUCUUGGCUGGUUCAUUGUUUGGGCUCGAGAGGGAUAAUGACGGCCUUGUGUUGGGACUCUUGCACUUUGUGACUGCAAAGCUAGUUGGGCACGAAAAUCGACAUUGGGAUCAACUUGAUAUGAUGUUGACUUCUCUUGAUCAAAUCUAUCUUCCGAUUGAGAAAAAGCUUGGAGAACAAAUUCCCGGAUAUAGACAGAACCGAUUGAGUGCCGCUCGGGCUUUGCUUGAACCUGUUUGGAUGAAUCAUCAUAGCUUCGAAAGUGGGAGAUUUUCUGAGAUGGAUGAACAAUAA
Messenger RNA from Eucalyptus grandis, 1752 nucleotides. RefSeq lists its product as uncharacterized. Gene Ontology annotation, biological process: mitotic sister chromatid segregation. The transcript has 3 exons. NCBI's taxonomy places the organism in Eukaryota, Viridiplantae, Streptophyta, Magnoliopsida, Myrtales, Myrtaceae. Bases 1 to 1752 code for a protein of 583 amino acids. Gene Ontology annotation, cellular component: condensin complex; nucleus. The record is from RefSeq and is a predicted model, not a curated record.